AUGUUCGAUGAAUACGAUACGCUGGCAGAUUCGGACGUCAUUGGCGUCUUACGCCAGCAAUUACCGCCGCAACUUCAAGAAGUAGACUCCAUUGAGGGGCUUCUAGAAUAUGGUAUAACCGCUGUAAAGGCAGAGCGUGAUAAAACGGUGGCUAAAAUCAUCGCUACCAAGCAACUUUUGGCAAAUAUCAAGCUAUUAAGUAAACUUGAAGAUGGAGUACGCGCAUAUGUGGAUGCUGGGAACGAUAUUUUCCUCCCAGCACGACUGCAAGAUCGACGUAUACUAGUGGAUAUAGGAUAUCAAUUUUAUGUAGCCAUGGACUCUCAAGAAGCUGAAACGUUUCUAAAUGAAAGGUUAAAGUUGCUAGAACGUAAUGUCGACACACUUAAUGCCAAAGUAGCAGAACAACGAGCACAAGCAUUUAUCAUAGCCGAAACGCUAUGCACUAUGUCAACAGCAGGAUUUAAUUCAUAG
Babesia sp. Xinjiang is the source of this 474-nucleotide messenger RNA. RefSeq lists its product as uncharacterized. The coding region runs from base 1 to 474 and encodes 157 amino acids. The transcript is spliced from 4 exons. The record is from RefSeq and is a predicted model, not a curated record. NCBI's taxonomy places the organism in Eukaryota, Apicomplexa, Aconoidasida, Piroplasmida, Babesiidae.